AUCCGCCGAAUAAAAACAGAAACACCGGGGCGAAACCGACACCGUUUCCACAUGAAAAACGUCAAUGACCCAUCUUAAAAAAAAAGAAUUAACUGCCAUAAACCUGCAGCAGCUCUGUCUCUCGUCUCCCUUUUAUUAAUUAGGAUGAAAUAAUUGUUGUUGUUUUAUAGCUGUUGUCUGCCGCAUCCCCAUUUUGAAAUCUCUCCCCCUCCCUCCCCUUUCACACACACAAAUUCUUCUCUCUCUCUAUAAAUUGAAUCUCUCUGCUUUCGCUUUCUUCUCUGCUACCUACUCACUUCUAACUCAUUUUCCUUUUGUUUUCUUCUCUGCUCCAAUGGCAGUCAGUUCUUCUAGAGCACCCAGAAACUCACUCGCUACUGUUCCCAACAAGUUUAGAGAUACAAAUCAUUCAACAACAACUAAUAAUGCUGAACAUAAAUCCAAAUACGGCGCCGUAGAGAAGAGAGUUCACGUUGUUUACUAUCUUUCCAGAAAUGGUCAGCUUGAACAUCCUCAUUUCAUUGAAGUUCCUCUCUCUAACUCCUCUCAUGGUCUCUAUCUCAGAGAUGUUAUCGACCGUUUAAACAUCCUUCGUGGUAAAGGCAUGGCUAGCCUCUAUUCCUGGUCAUCUAAACGGAGUUACAAAAACGGCUUCGUUUGGCACGACUUAGCAGAAAACGAUUUUAUAUAUCCAGCACACGGCCACGAGUAUGUGCUCAAAGGAUCAGAGCUGGUUCAAGAACCUUCUUCUUUAGGCGCUGUAAACCCUAACAGUAAUAAACUACUCCUUCUCGAAGCGACGUCGUCUCCGUCAAGUAAACCACUAAUUAACCAUAAGUCGUCGUCAAGCGAUCAGGAGUCGCCAGAUUUUCCUCCGGCGAUCACACGGCGGAGAAACCAGUCGUGGAGCUCGCCUAUUGAUCUCAAUGAGUACAAAGUUUAUAAGACUGAGUCGUUAAAUGAGUCGAAUCGGAAACUCGCUGCUGAUGCGGCGACUCAAACUGAUGAUAAGAGGAGGAGAAGGAAGCUGCAGGUCAAGGAAGAAGAAGAAGAGGAGGAAUUUGAAGUAGUGAGCAGAGAAGAAAUUGAGAUUUCACCUCCACCGUCCGAUUCGAGUCCCGAGACUUUAGAGUCCUUGAUGAAAGCUGAUGGACGGUUAAUAUUAGGGAGUGGUGGUGAUAGUAAUAAUAAAACCGAGGAGAGUCUAAAUCGGACGGUGGAGAAUUGCGGGAGGAUUAAGGCAUCGACGGUUCUGAUGCAACUGAUCUCGUGCGGUUCUAUUUCUUUUAGAGACUGUGGGGCCACGGCGGUUAAAGACCAAGGUCUGUCGUUGAUCGGACAUUAUAAAGGGAGAUUGCCACGUGGAGGUGGUGGAAGUAGGGAAGGGAUAUUGAAGGAAUUUGGUGGUCUUGGAGGGGUAAGAUUGGAAGAUAAAGAGUAUUUUAGUGGCAGUUUGGUUGAAACCAAGAAAAUUGAUCUAGUGCCUGCUUUGAAGAAGUCUAAUUCUUAUAAUGCUGAUCGGAGUACGCAUUUGCAAUUGGCGGAAAAGGAGGUAGAGGGAACAAGAACAAGGUGCAUACCAAGGAAGCCGAAGGCAAUCCAAAUCAAGAAAGAGACCGGCGAUACUGAAAGUAACAUCAAUAGUCAACCAGGAAGCAAAAGAUUUGAAGUUGAGAAAAUCGAAAGCGUGGCGAAAUGAGAGUAUGAAUUCAACCUUUUAGCCUUGUAUAUGUAGAUUUUAGUUUAGUAGCUAGCAAAUGAAAAGUGAGAGCAUAGUCUAAAAAAACAAUUAAGGUAGAGACAAGAAUAGAGGCUGAACUUGCCACGGAUUGCAAACAAUGGCUGAACUAGAAUAUUAAGAGAGGGUGAAUUUACAUGAGAAUAUUAGUCGGAUAGAGGAAUGGAGAAAAAGAAAUCGAUGGACAAAUAAAAAAAUAUAGUAAGAGGGAAGGAGCGACGCGCCGACGGAUAGUGGGGGAGGCGGACUUGACGGGACGUUCAUCCUGCUCCACCUAGUUCCAUCCUUGAAAACGAGCCAGGGCACUAACAUUGAGGGUUAAAGUGAGUUGAGAAAUUCUUAAUAUAGUGAAUUAGUAUGUUGUUGGGGAUUGUUAAAUGUUGAUCUGAAUACGAAGCUUUGGGCUUAGAGUCAAUGCUACAUGUUGCUGAAUUUGGGUGAUUAGGUACUAAAUCCUAAGUUGUUUGAAGUCUUUUUAGACACAAUCCUUUUGACUCCAAAACAUGGGAAAUAGAAUUUUGUCCUCGGUAAUGUCGUUACACUUGUGGAUUUGAUUGUUUCGAAGCAAGCACGUGAGGUAGCUAAGCUAUUUUGGUUUAUCAACGCCGGCCAUGCUGUUGGGAUUUGAGAGGGAUAUGGAGAACUAUUUUAUAUUCAUAUUUGCCGGGAAUGUGCAUCCAUAGCAAAACACUAUGGCAAAUCAAGUUGUAACUAGUCAUUAAGCAAUACUACUACUCUUAGAUGGGAACCCAAAUUUUGGAUGAAUAUAUAACAUUAGUUUGUAUUGAA
Molecule: messenger RNA, 2527 nt
Organism: Mercurialis annua (annual mercury)
Lineage: Eukaryota; Viridiplantae; Streptophyta; Magnoliopsida; Malpighiales; Euphorbiaceae
Product: protein SOSEKI 4
Exons: 4
Coding region: 335-1699 (454 amino acids)
Source: RefSeq, a predicted model, not a curated record